AUAUGUUGUCACUGAAUUGAUGCAGAGUGACCUCCAUAAGAUUAUCGUCUCUCCUCAGCCACUCAGCUCGGAUCAUGUCAAAGUUUUUCUUUACCAGAUUUUAAGAGGUCUGAAAUAUCUACAUUCUGCUGGCAUUUUACAUCGAGACAUUAAACCAGGGAACCUACUUGUGAACAGCAACUGUGUUCUUAAGAUUUGUGAUUUUGGAUUGGCCAGGGUGGAAGAAUUAGAUGAAUCUCGUCACAUGACUCAGGAAGUUGUCACUCAGUAUUAUCGAGCUCCAGAAAUCCUGAUGGGCAGCCGUCACUACAGCAAUGCUAUUGACAUCUGGUCUGUAGGCUGCAUCUUUGCAGAAUUACUUGGGCGAAGAAUAUUGUUUCAGGCACAGAGUCCCAUACAGCAGUUGGAUCUGAUCACAGACCUGUUGGGAACCCCGUCGCUGGAAGCAAUGAGGACGGCUUGCGAAGGCGCCAAGGCACACAUACUCAGGGGUCCCCACAAACAG
Messenger RNA from Pelecanus crispus (Dalmatian pelican), 505 nucleotides. The record is from RefSeq and is a predicted model, not a curated record. Lineage: Eukaryota; Metazoa; Chordata; Aves; Pelecaniformes; Pelecanidae.